Adineta steineri is the source of this 339-nucleotide messenger RNA. NCBI's taxonomy places the organism in Eukaryota, Metazoa, Rotifera, Eurotatoria, Adinetida, Adinetidae. The record is from the annotation of a GenBank genome assembly.
AUGGUUAAAUCAAAACAUGAUGUUAUAACACCAAUUGAACAAUCAUUUUUAUCUGAUUCAAAAUUUUAUAUAAAAAAUUGUAAUACAUUAGAUAGUCUUCUUUAUCCAUUAGCACAAUCGAAAGUAACAUCACACGAAUCAAAUUCUAAUGAUGAAAAUGAUCAACAAAUUUCUCAAACUGAAAAAUUACUUAUUAUUCGUCUAUUACCUCCAGAACAUUUUAUUAAUGCAUUAUCUCACUAUGUUAUUGAACAAUUUGAUUUAAAUACAACUCAAAUAAAUGAUUAUGAUUUUCAAGAUGUUAAUAUUAUUACAUUACCAAAUAUUCCUGUUAAAUGA